This is a messenger RNA of Mercenaria mercenaria, 1131 nucleotides long. RefSeq names its product oxygen-dependent choline dehydrogenase-like. Gene Ontology annotation, molecular function: oxidoreductase activity, acting on CH-OH group of donors; flavin adenine dinucleotide binding. NCBI's taxonomy places the organism in Eukaryota, Metazoa, Mollusca, Bivalvia, Venerida, Veneridae. Bases 1 to 1131 code for a protein of 376 amino acids. The transcript has a single exon. The record is from RefSeq and is a predicted model, not a curated record.
AUGGAAUGUAAAAGCCUGACUGCCCUUAUUGUUGUUGUUUUGGCAGUAGGAUAUACGGUAUUCGUCAAUAAGAACAAACCAAGUCUUGGCGAAUCUAUUGUAUUGGAUAAAAUUAGAGACGAAUAUGAUUACGUCAUAGUCGGAGCUGGAUCUGCUGGUUCCAUUCUCGCGUCAAGAUUAUCGGAGGGUGCAAACUAUAGUGUUCUUCUUCUAGAAGCUGGGGAACACUUUGAUUAUGACCAGAAUAUGCAUAUACCAGUGUUAACUUCUCAAUUUGUAAAUUCAAAUUUAGCAUGGCACUAUCAAAGCGAAACAGAAAAAGAAAUGUUUCUUGGACUGAAAAACCAAACAUCAUUAUUGAAUAGAGGGAGAGUUCUCGGAGGGUCAAGUUCGAUAAAUGCUUGUAUAUACGCGAGAGGCAGUCCGUUUGACUUUGAGGAAUGGGAAAUGAAAUAUAGAUGUAACGGUUGGGGUUAUAAUGACCUACUUCCUUAUUUCAAGAAGGCCGAGGAUAUUCAAAUCCCCAGUCUGAAAACAUCAGAUUAUCAUGGCACAGGUGGACCAAUUGCUGUAUCGGCAUCACCUUUUUCGCAAUUGUCUAAAUAUUUUAUAGAUGCAGGAAAGGAAAUGGGAUACAUGGAGACAGAUUAUAAUGGUAAAAGUCAAACAGGAUUUAGUCGUGUACAGAAUACUGUCCGAAAUGGAGUGCGUAGUAGUACAGGGCUUGAAUACCUUGGUAAACCAGGUAAAAGACAAAAUUUUGACAUUGCUACUAACAGUUUUGUUACAAAAAUACAGAUAAAAGAAAAGGUCGCGACAGGUGUUUACUUCAUCAAGCAGGGAAGAAAACAAUUUGUAAAGGCUAAAAGGGACGUUAUAGUAUCAGCAGGUGCAUUCAAUUCACCACAGUUAUUAAUGUUGUCAGGCAUAGGACCUAAAAGUCACCUUCAAGAUUUAGACAUACCUUUGGUACAAGACUUACCUGUUGGAGACAAAUUCGAUGACCAUAUUAAUAUUAUCAUUCCAAUCAAUCAAUCCAUCUCGACAAAGAUAAAGCACAGGGAAUAUGGUCUCUGGUUGAGUACACAUUGCUUGGGACUGGCCCUUUAUCUUCGUUGGCUGACUCUGUAG